GUGGCGUGAGCGCUCAGGAAGUUUUUAAUGAAUCGCUGUUGUGUUUGAGUCCCAGACCAUGAACUACGUUGGUCAGCUGGCAGAGACGGUGUUUGUGACCGUGAAGGAACUGUAUCGCGGUCUGAAUCCGGCCACGCUCACCGGCGGCAUCGACGUCAUUGUGGUUCGCCAGCCUGAUGGCAGCUACCAGUGCUCGCCGUUUCACGUGCGCUUCGGGAAACUCGGAGUCCUGCGCUCCAAAGAGAAAGUGGUGGAUAUUGAGAUCAAUGGAGAGCCUGUGAGCCUGCAUAUGAAGCUGGGAGAUAACGGAGAGGCGUUCUUCGUGGAGGAGAACGAGGAUUUUGAGACGCGGGUUCCCGCUCACCUCUGCACCUCUCCGAUCCCCACGGACGUCCCAGAAGUGUCCGAGAUGACCGAGUCUCCCUCCAGCAUCACGUCCUCCUCCAGCCGCCGCAAAAAACGCCGCAGGAAGCGAGCGCGUUCAGACACGCAUCUGCGAGAGGAGGCCAGUUCCUCCGCAGACGAGAAAGAAAGCCUAGAUCAAGAUGUCCUAAAGGAAGAGUCGCUUUUGGCCGCAAGUAAGUCUGUGUACUACUCGCUGACAGAGGAACCCUACGAGGAACCGUCUGGAGCUCAGAGCAGAGACGUUCAUCCUCACUCUGAGGGAGAGUGUUCUGUUAAUGAGAGUGUGUUCUUCAGUCGUCCCUCCUCUCCUAAGAGUGAUUCAGAGCUGUGUAAGCCGCAGGAGUCUCUAGGGCCUCAGAUGCAAUGGAACUGGGGCGCUUUUCCCAAGGUGUGUCAGGCGGAGAGGGAUGAAUCUGAUUCGCUGCGAGACCCGCACAUCACGCCCUCUGACCACUCCCACUUCCGCACGAUCCAUCGACAAGCAUCUAUUGAUGUGGACAGCACUGACUCUGCAGCGACGGUGACCGUAGUGAGACCUGAACCUCAGAUUGGAACGACUGGCCCUAUUCCAUUAGAUGACACUCACGCAGUUGUUUCGUCUUCGAUUAACACACAACUGGACAUCAAGGUCACCGAAACGCAUGUAGUGACCUUUCAGUCCGCAGACGACUCCUUCCCACAGGCCUGGACUGCACUGGAAAACAAAGAGACCAAAGACUUAACCGUCAGCACAUUUAGCAGCACAGACAAUCACACUCAGACCUAUAACAUAACCAGCUCUACUAACACAAUGCAUGGGACCGGUGCUGUCAGCAGUGCAGCUAGUUCAGACGCCGUGGCUCAUGUAGGAAGCCAAGAAACCUGGGAUGAGAAUAAUGUCUCGGUUACAUCCGAAAUCCAAACCAUCACAUUCGGUGAGACUGAAUCAAAUACGGUUUUAGAAGCAGAAACAGAGGUCAACUCAGCGGACACAAUCACUGUUUUACCAAAACACCAAAGCUCUGUGGGAGACUCAGAGGAGGGGGCGGGAUUAGAGACUUCACUGACCAAUCAGAAUGCAGACGGUGCUGGAGUGACACCAGCUCUUGAGUCCAUCCUCAAAUCAGAGGAUUCGAUGCUUCUUGAGUCCUCGAAAACAGCAGACUCUCAGGACAAGAGGACAGUCAAGCGGAGUCAUCAUUUGGGACCAUCUGAUAUCUAUCUAGACGACCUCUCCAGUCUUGACCCUGAAGCUGCUGCCCUCUAUUUUCCAAAGAGUGAGACAGAGUCGCCGGAUCCGUCUCCUCCCUCGGGUCAGCUGUCGUCUCAGUCACUGGGCAGCGCUAAUGCAGACAGCGGCACCGAAUAUCUGUCCGACUCUACCACAGACACGCUAGACGUGACCAUGUCUCUGUGUGGGAGAGGAGACAUCAGUCAGAUCAGUAAAGCUUUGUGGUCAUUUUGUUUCAGAUAUUAUAACUGGGCUGUGGCAGCGCCAAUGAUUCUGUCAGUUCAGGCUUUCCAGAAGACUUUACCAAAGAGCACCAUUGAGCAACUAGUCAAAGAUAAGAUGCCAAAAAAGUCUGGCCGCUGGUGGUUCUCCUGGAGGAGGAAAGAUCUGAACAAUGUUGCGGGAAGCCAAAAGUCCGACACAGAGGGGAAUCAGCUUGAAGCAUCUUCCGCUAUCGCUGGACACUCUUCACUGAAGAGUUCUGCUGAACUCUCGAGUGAUGAGGAUGGCUCCGUCUCCAUGAGGAAGAACAGUGAAGCGAUGAACACAGCGCAGUGCAUCAGUCAGAUGUACCGCAAAUCCCUCCGGCUGACCUCUGAGCAGAUCGAGAGUCUGAAUCUGCGUGAAGGAGCUAAUACGGUUGUGUUCAGUGUGACCACACAGUAUCAGGGCACCUGCCGCUGUGAAGCCGCCAUUUAUCUGUGGAGCUACGACGACAAACUCAUCAUCUCAGACAUCGAUGGGACCAUCACCAAGUCAGAUGCUCUGGGGCACAUUUUGCCGCAGCUGGGGAAAGACUGGACUCAUCACGGCAUCGCCAAACUAUAUCACAAAAUACAUCAGAAUGGUUAUAAGUUCCUGUACUGUUCGGCUCGAGCUAUAGGCAUGGCAGACAUCACUAAGGGUUACUUGCAGUGGGUAAAUGAUCGAGGAACGGUUUUACCCAAAGGACCGGUGCUACUGGCUCCCAGCAGCCUGUUCUCAGCCUUACACCGGGAGGUGAUUGAGAAGAAGCCGGAGGUGUUUAAGAUCGCCUGUCUCACUGAUAUCCGAGACCUGUUCAGUCCUGUCAGACAGCCCUUCUACGCCGCCUUCGGCAACAGAACUAACGAUGCAUAUGCGUAUAAGGAGGUGGGUGUACCUGAGACUCACAUCUUCACUGUGAACCCCAAAGGAGAACUCAUACAAGAAAAGACCAAAGGAAACAAGUCCUCUUACUCUCAUCUCAGUGAGCUGGUGGAUCACAUCUUCCCCUUCAUCUGUAAAGAUCCUGCCUCCUCCUUCGACUGUCCCGAGUUCAGUCAUUUCUCGUUCUGGAGAGAGCCGCUGCCUCCGCUGGACCUCGCUGACCUGAUCUAGACACAGAUACGCUCCUUCCACUGCUUCUACUCCACACCAGGCAUCUGUUCAGUUAUACCUCUUCCUCAGCAUUUCUUCUCAUUUUCCUGUACUGUUCAUAUGAGCUGAAUGUGUCUGUGCAUUUACAGCCAAACCUGCUGUAGCAUUGAAACUGGAGGCAAGCACGCAUGCAAACACGCACAAACACAUGACACAUGCUGGGUGGAGAAUGUGCAAUGAUGAUAGCACAACACUACACUGAGCAUCUCUUUCUUCAUCAGAAAUGCUCAGAGAAGCUCUUCUUACCCACAGAUAGAAACAAACACAUUAAACCGAGUGCCUUCAUGCAAACCUGUGCACUGUGACUAUAGUACUGGUCUGGGGUUCUCACGAAUGUGGUCAUUUUAACUUCUCUGCCAAAUAAUGGCCUAUGACAGUUUCUAGGGGGUUUUCUAUUAUUAAUUGUGUCCUUUUUAAAUACUUUUUUACACUUGCUGGUUUCUGUAAAAGUGUGAGUUUGUUUUAUCAGCAAAUACUUUAUAUAGCUGAAUUGUAUUUUAUUUAUUUUGAACAUUCAAAUUGAGCUAAAACAAAGACAGUCUAUAUAUAUUUGGCUUCCAUUUAUUGUAUUUAAAAGAACAUUGAAACAAUAAAAAUUUCACUUUAAAUUUCACCUGACUGGACUUUCAGACAUCUAGUUAGUGGUGUUUCCCAAAGUUUAU
Messenger RNA from Sinocyclocheilus rhinocerous, 3675 nucleotides. Its product is annotated as phosphatidate phosphatase LPIN2-like. The coding region runs from base 59 to 2974 and encodes 971 amino acids. Gene Ontology annotation, biological process: fatty acid catabolic process; cellular response to insulin stimulus; positive regulation of transcription by RNA polymerase II. The transcript has 20 exons. Lineage: Eukaryota; Metazoa; Chordata; Actinopteri; Cypriniformes; Cyprinidae. Gene Ontology annotation, cellular component: nucleus. Gene Ontology annotation, molecular function: transcription coactivator activity; phosphatidate phosphatase activity. The record is from RefSeq and is a predicted model, not a curated record.